Molecule: messenger RNA, 2160 nt
Organism: Gryllus bimaculatus (two-spotted cricket)
Lineage: Eukaryota; Metazoa; Arthropoda; Insecta; Orthoptera; Gryllidae
Source: the annotation of a GenBank genome assembly
AUGUGUGUGAGAGAAACAGAGAUAAACACAUAUACAUUGCAAGGUAAUCCUAUUAAACUGUUUUGUUUCGCGUGUGUGCGCAGCGAACGGGUACGUGCUGUUCCUGCAGCGCGCCAAGGACGCCCGCCGCGUGUACGCCACUGUGGUGAACGCGGCCGUCAACUGCGACGGCUUCAAGGAGCAGGGCAUCACCUGAUGCGCGACACGUGCCGAGACGCCGGCGAUAGACGGGACAGAUGGCACGGUCGACUCGGCGGCGAGGCGACAUUUUUUAUGCCCGUCUCGGCGGGCGUUCGUGUAGUCAGUGAUGACGCAUCUCCGGCGCCUGAACACGGGAGCAUUAAGAUAAGGGAAGGAAACCCUGACAGAAAACCAACCAGCUGCCUUGCAGUGAAGAUAGGGAUCCCGAUUGGGCAGAGUGACAAUAAUAUGGGUAAAUAUGGGGCGGGGCGGAGAAAACAAGGAAUGAUAAUGGGAAGCAGAGCCAUGCAGCUCUAUUGUCUCGGCACAGGCACGCUCCGCCCACAUCCGCUAAUUCACAGGGAAAUACGGACACCGCUGUAUCCUAACCCGGCCAUUCAGCAGCACCUGUUCUUCAAACCGCAUGACGCGCGCCCGCCAAUCGCGGAAAAAGAAGAGGGGGAGGGCCAUCAGCUGGGACACGCAAACUCGUUCAUUCCGAUAAGAGGAGACGACAGAGACAUUACCUCAUCGCCACCGCCCGAGUGCAUCAUCGCCACAUCGCGGGCCGCCUCUGGGGUCGCUAACUCAGGACUGUGCCCGACCGCGAACCCAGAACUGGCGGGCCGAGGCGCAACCACCGCAGCCGCAAACUCGUUAAGUGAAGUCAUAGGUUUCCUCGGCCGGAUUCAUGUGAAUGAUCUUGACUGCUGUGUUGCGGUCUUUUCUCCGGCCCUCUUAUCGUGGUCUUCCUCAGGGCUGCGCUUGCGUGUAUAUAUGGGCGCAGCGCGUGAUGGAACGCCGUGGAAUGGUACGUCGGCCGGGGUCGAUGACGGCCCGCCCGUGGCAAGGCCGCUAGGCAUCGGAGGGCUGGUGGCGGUCAACUCGUUCGGCUUCGGCGGCGCCAACGCCCACGUGCUGUCCGCUGCCUCAUUCGCCGCACAGCCCCACCUCGGAGCACGAAAGAGCUGCGCGUCCUGGUGCUGGCGUCUGGGCGCACGCGCGAGGCGUGGCGCGCCACACGCCAGCGCACCAGGGGCUGUGCAGCCAUGCACGCCCUGCACGAAACACACGCGGGGCCAAUUUACCGGCGGCUUCGUGGUGGCAGGGGAACGCUUCGGCACGGAAAAAGCACGGCACCGCCACGCGCCGCGACCGCGGCCCGUGUGGUUCGUUGGCCCGCCAUGGGCCGCGCGCUCAUUGCGCCUGCGCUCUUUGCCGGCCAGCCGUGCAGCGCUGGCAACGCCGUGGCUGGCGUCGCGCGCGCGUGACAUCGCCACCGCUGUCACGCCACCGACCGCCGCCGUGCUCGCAACAACUCUGCCUGCUUAUCGUGGGCUCGCCGCGGUGAGGUGGGGGGUGGACCCCGACGUCAUCACGGACACUCGCGGGCGAGCUGGAUGUGCCUAUGCCGAGGCUGCGCUCACCGUGAGCAGACGGUGCUGGGCGGCGUACGACCCAGCUUUCGUGGCGGGCGCCAUGGGGGCCGUGGCGGCCGCUGUGCCUCGCCCGAUCGUGGAUCGUGGCGUGCCACAACGGCCGAUCCGCACCUAUCUCGGGCCCCGCCGCGUCGCUGCGGCUCUCUCGUGGAAGCUCAAGGCGCGGCGGCGGUGUUUGCAAGGAGGUGGUGCGCGGCAUCGCCUACCACAGCGCAUACAUCGCGUUCCGCCGGCGAGCUGCUCCUGCCUCCCUCAAGGAGGUAGGCGCGCUAGCAGAGAGAGCGAGGCGACACACGUUCCGCGUCGCGCGCAGCGCGCGCUGGCUCAGCUCGUCGUGGCGAGGCGCCUGUGCUCGGGCCCGAGUGACUUGACCAAAUAUUCUCCAACUGUUGCUAUUCGAGCCCCUCUCACACGCGUACUGCGAAAACGCCGGUCGCCAUCGAGGUACGCGCGCAAGGCCUGGCCUGCAGGCCAUCCUCAAGCGCGCGCUGGCGUCGCGAUGUGUCAAAGUGCGCUGCUCGACGAGGCGGCGGAAUCUUAA